AUGCCAUACACUUUGCUCCCCCCGCCUUUCAUAUAUAUAUAUAUAUAUAUAUACACACACACACACAAAAACACGCACAAACACACGUACCAUAAUCAAUUACCAGAAGAAGAAAGUGGCUGAUGGAAGUUUGCCGGAAGAUGGUGGCGGAGGAGCGCGGCCUGAAUUUCAAGGAAACUGAGCUUUGCCUCGGCCUUCCCGGCGGCGGCGGCGGCGGAGAACCUGACGCCGUCAAGAUUAACGGGAAGAGAGGGUUUUCCGAGACGGUUGAUCUGAAACUGAACCUUCAAUCCAACGACUCAGCUUCAACAGAUCUGAACAACGGCGGCGGCGGCGGCGCCAUGAAAAACAACAACUCAGCCGAGAAGACGGCGGCGAAUAUGGUUCCUCCCAAAGAUCCGGUCAAACCACCAGCCAAGGCACAAGUGGUGGGGUGGCCGCCGGUGCGGUCGUUCAGGAAGAACAUAGUCAUGUCUCAUCAGAAAAACAGCAGCAGCGACGAGGAGGCGGGAGGCGGCGGCGCUGCCGCCGCCUUCGUGAAGGUGUCGAUGGACGGAGCGCCGUACCUCCGUAAAGUGGACCUGAAAAUGUACAAGAGCUACCAGGAAUUCUCCGACGCCUUGGCCAAAAUGUUCAGCUCUUUCACCAUGGGUAAAUAUGGGAGCGAAGGAAUGAUAGAUUUCAUGAACGAAAGGAAAUUGAUGGAUGUGUUGAACAGUACGGAAUAUGUGCCGACUUAUGAAGAUAAGGAUGGUGACUGGAUGCUCGUGGGGGAUGUUCCAUGGGAGAUGUUUGUGAAUUCAUGCAAGCGUCUUCGUAUUAUGAAAGGAUCUGAAGCUAUUGGACUUGCGCCAAGAGCUAUGGAGAAAUGCAAGAGCAGGUGCUGAUGAUGAAAUUAUGUAAUGAUCCAGAAAUAUUGAAGCUGUUUUCUAUGUGCCCAGUAUUUGUUUUUCUUUUUUUAAUUUUUUUUUUUUUUAAAUUAUUAUAAAUUAUUUCUGGGUUUUUGUGACUGUGUCUGUAUUUGUUAUUAAUUAUUAUAUAUAUAGUAUAUAUAGAUAUGGAAAUUUGUGAUUGGACAAGAAGCAAAAUGCACUCAUCUGUUGUUCUGGCUUGUUUGUUAUAAUAUUUUUAUUAUUAUAAUGACUUUUUAUUUAA
This is a messenger RNA of Erythranthe guttata (spotted monkey flower), 1155 nucleotides long. It is a transcript of the gene IAA14, whose product is annotated as indole-3-acetic acid inducible 14. NCBI's taxonomy places the organism in Eukaryota, Viridiplantae, Streptophyta, Magnoliopsida, Lamiales, Phrymaceae. Gene Ontology annotation, biological process: regulation of DNA-templated transcription. Gene Ontology annotation, cellular component: nucleus. The record is from RefSeq and is a predicted model, not a curated record.